Pseudozyma flocculosa PF-1 is the source of this 330-nucleotide messenger RNA. RefSeq lists its product as uncharacterized. The record is from RefSeq and is a predicted model, not a curated record. NCBI's taxonomy places the organism in Eukaryota, Fungi, Basidiomycota, Ustilaginomycetes, Ustilaginales, Ustilaginaceae. The coding region runs from base 1 to 330 and encodes 109 amino acids. The transcript has 3 exons.
AUGGACCAGCUCAACAGCUUCCUCAACAAGCAGGGCGGCGGCCAGCAGCAGCAGGGCGGCGGCGACCCCAACCAGCAGCAGCAGCAGGGCGGCGGCGGCGGCGGCUUUGGCGGUAUGCUCAACAACGCCCUCGGUGGCGGACAGCAGGGCGAGGCAAAGGAGGACGGCCUGGACAAGGCCAUCGACGGCUUCCAGCAGUACGUCCUCAAGGAGGGCGAACAGAACAACGAGUCGGCCAUGGAGCAGCAGAAGGACAACAUGAUCGCCGACGGCAUCCGCAACCAGUACAAGAGCUUCACCGGCAACGACUUCCCCAUCAAGGACAAGUAG